Choloepus didactylus (southern two-toed sloth) is the source of this 8372-nucleotide messenger RNA. RefSeq names its product inositol polyphosphate-4-phosphatase type I A (gene INPP4A). Gene Ontology annotation, cellular component: cytoplasm. Gene Ontology annotation, molecular function: phosphatidylinositol-3,4-bisphosphate 4-phosphatase activity. Lineage: Eukaryota; Metazoa; Chordata; Mammalia; Pilosa; Megalonychidae. The transcript is spliced from 26 exons. The record is from RefSeq and is a predicted model, not a curated record. Bases 608 to 3715 code for a protein of 1035 amino acids.
GUGGUUGCCAUGGCAAUCGCAGAGCUAGCGGUGCACCUGCGGGCGCGUCUCCUGGGGACGCGCGGGCCGGGCCCGGGCGGGAGGCGGACGCGGCGCCGCCCAGGCCCGGCGCCCGCGAGGCCCGGAGCCCCCGAGGCCCGGCGCGGCUCCAGGAUCGGGCCCAGCGGCCCCCGGAGCCAGGCCCUGCCGGCGUUUCGGUGUAAACACAACCGGGUGGAAGGAACGCGCAUCUCGGGGUGGGAGGCCUCUCCCCGCUGCCUGCCGGCCCCCGCCCGCGCCGGCCCUUUUCUCCUCUUUGUCUUUUACAUUUCACAUCUCUGUGGCUUUGCUCGUGCAUUAAUGGAGGCCUGAGAAAUUCGCAGGGAUCCGUGGCUGGGUCUUGAAAAACCAGUCAUGAGUGUGUAGGCCGUGGAGGACCGAAAUACGCCAACUGUCAAGGUGACGGGUGUGGAUGUGCUUCUGUGAAGAGACGCCAUGUGUCGCCACCAGCCCCACAACACACGUGCCCCGCCUCCUGCCGCCUUAGGGUCUAGGGCUUGGUGACGGCGCUUCCCCGGGAAUCAGGUGUGGUCCCCGGAACAAGAGGCGCGUCCUGUCCAAUGCCAUCAUGACGGCGAGAGAGCAGAGCCCCCGCCAUGGCGCCCGGGCCCGGGCCAUGCAGCGGGCGUCCACCAUCGACGUGGCCGCCGACAUGCUCGGCCUGUCCCUGGCAGGAAAUAUACAAGACCCAGAUGAGCCCAUUUUAGAAUUCAGCCUAGCUUGCAGUGAGCUGCAUACUCCAUCGCUAGAUCGAAAACCAAAUAGUUUUGUAGCAGUCAGCGUGACCACCCCUCCCCAGGCCUUCUGGACGAAGCACGCGCAGACGGAGAUCAUCGAGGGAACCAACAAUCCUAUAUUUCUAAGCAGCAUUGCCUUCUUUCAAGAUUCUCUUAUCAAUCAGAUGACACAAAUCAAACUAUCUGUAUAUGACGUCAAAGAUAGAUCUCAGGGAACAAUGUAUCUGCUGGGCUCUGGAAUGUUCGUCGUCAAAGAUCUGCUCCAGGACCGGCAUCACAGGUUGCAUUUAACACUAAGGUCGGCCGAGAGUGACCGGGUAGGCACUGUCACCGUGAUCGGCUGGCAGAUGGAGGAGAAGUCAGACCAGCGGCCCCCCACGACCCGGGCUCUGGACACCGUCAACGGGAGGAUGGUUCUGCCUGUCGACGAAAGCCUGACCGAGUCACUGGGAAUCCGAUCCAAAUACGCCUCCUUACGCAAAGACACUUUGCUGAAGUCGGUGUUCGGCGGUGCCAUCUGCCGCAUGUACCGGUUCCCGACGACCGACGGCAACCACCUGCGGAUCCUGGAGCAGAUGGCGGAGAGCGUGCUGUCCGUGCACGUGCCCCGGCAGUUUGUGAAGCUCCUGCUGGAAGAAGACGCGGCCAGAGUGUGCGAGCUGGAGGAGCUGGGGGAGCUGUCCCCUUGCUGGGAGAGCCUGCGGCGCCAGAUCGUCACGCAGUACCAGACGGUCAUCCUCACGUACCAGGAGAACCUGAGCGACCUGCACCAGUACAGAGGUCCCUCAUUUAAAGCAAGCAGUUUGAAAGCAGAUAAAAAGUUAGAAUUUGUCCCCACAAACUUGCACAUACAAAGGAUGAGAGUUCAAGAUGACGACGGAUCAGAUCAGAACUAUGACAUCGUCACCAUCGGCGCCCCAGCGGCACACUGCCAAGGUUUUAAAUCAGGAGGUCUCCGCAAAAAGCUGCACAAGUUUGAAGAGACCAAGAAACAUACCCCGCCGAGCUGCCAGUCGGUCAUCUACAUCCCUCAGGACGUCGUCAGGGCGAAGGAGAUGAUCGCGCAGAUCAACACCCUGAAGACCCAGGUCAGCUACUACGCGGAGCGGCUCGCCAGGGCCGCCAAGGACAGGUCCUCCACCGGCCUCGAGAGGACCCUCGCCAUCCUGGCAGACAAGACCCGGCAGCUGGUCACGGUCUGCGACUGCAAGCUGCUGGCCUCCUCCAUCCAUGGGCUGAACGCUGCGCGGCCCGACUACAUCGCCUCCAAGGCCUCGCCCACCUUGGCCGAGGAGGAGCAGGUGAUGCUCCGGAACGACCAGGACACGCUCACGGCCAGGUGGGCGGGCAGGAACAGCCGCUCCUCCCUGCAGGUGGACUGGCACGAGGAGGAGUGGGAGAAGGUAUGGCUGAACGUCGACAAGAGCCUGGAGUGCAUCGUGCAGCGGGUGGACAAGCUGCUGCAGAAGGAGCGCCUGCCCGGCGAGGGCUGUGAUGACACCUUCCCCUGCGCGGGCAGCUGCACGGGCCAGAAAGGUAACCUGGAUGGCCACGCCUACUGGAUCCGGCCGGAAGAGCCCCCGGGCCCUGCCCCCCUCUUGCCACGCACCGCCGCCAGGCCCUGGGCUGCAUGCCGUCCUCACCCGGGCACACGUGGCAGCCCCCCUCCCGAGGAGCCCAGCCCAGGCGAGUGGAGUGAGGCCCUGUACCCGCUGCUGACCACCCUCACGGACUGCGUGGCCAUGAUGGGUGACAGGGCCAAGAAGGCCCUGGUGUUCCUGCUCAUGCAGCACGGCGCGCCCACCAUCGGCCCCCACCUGAGCCUGCAGUACCGCCGCGACGUGGUCUUCUGCCAGACGGGCCUGGUGAGGGAAGCCUGGGUGUUUGCGUCCGUGCAGCCUGUUUCCUCAUGUGAGCAGUGGCGGGUGCCUCGGUUCUGCCGCUCGGCUGAACCCGCCGUAGUGAUUUCUCUUCUCCCUUGGAGGAGGCAGCAGUUUGAGCUGACCGCCCUCAUCUGUGGCUUCAUCAUCAAGCUGCGGAACUGCCUGCACGAUGACGGCUUCCUGCGGCAGCUGCACACCAUCGGGCUGCUGGCCCAGUUCGAGAGCCUGCUCAGCACCUACGGCGAGGAGCUGGCCAUGCUGGAGGACAUGAGCCUGGGCAUCACGGACCUGCGGAAUGUGACCUUCAAGGUCACACAGGCCACGUCCACGGCCUCGACCGAUAUGCUGCCCGUCAUCACCGGGAACCGCGACGGGUUCAACGUGCGUGUCCCCCUGCCGGGCCCGCUGUUCGACUCGCUGCCCCGGGAGAUCCAGAGUGGCAUGCUGCUGCGCGUGCAGCCCGUCCUCUUCAACGUGGGCAUCAAUGAGCAGCAGACGCUGGCCGAGAGGUUUGGAGACACGUCUCUGCAAGAAGUUAUCAACGUGGAGAGCCUGGUGCGCUUGAAUUCCUACUUCGAGCAGUUUAAGGAAGUUCUUCCUGAGGACUGUCUCCCGCGGUCCCGGAGCCAGACGUGCCUGCCCGAGCUGCUGCGCUUCCUGGGCCAGAACGUGCACGCCCGGAAGAGCAAGAACGUGGACAUCCUCUGGCAGGCCGCGGAGAUCUGCCGCCGCCUUAAUGGGGUCCGGUUCACCAGCUGCAAGAGCGCCAAGGACCGCACAGCCAUGUCGGUGACACUGGAGCAGGGCCUGAUCCUGCAGCACGAGCACGGCAUGGCCCCGCAGGUGUUCACCCAGGCCCUGGAGUGCAUGCGCAGCAUUGGAACACGGGAGGCGGUCACCCAGAAGAACCUGAGUGGCCUGGUGCCCACCCGAGACUUAAGGCUAGACCCCAGCCUGCUCUGCUCCCUCCCUCUGCUCGCCCUGAGCCCCAGUUUACUGAUUGUGUGGCUCUUCCUGAGCGUAGCCUACUUGGUGGCCAGAUUGCGUUGCAAAUGAAUGCCCUGAUGAGAGUGGUAGUGAGUCACCAGGAAAACCCAAGUGCCAGAGUCCGUGCAGCCACUGGGCACCUCACUGGACAGAAGGAGUGUGGCAGAGCGUGGCCUGCCGAGAAGUGUGUCAUGCCUUACGGUUUGACUUCCAUUGUUCUGAACUGUAAACGCCUGCCAAAGCAUUGCACCACGAGGACUGGUUCGUUUAAAUCCUGUGCCAGUGAUUGUAGCCUGAUCUGUCAGUGCCCUGGUCCUUCCCGGUUUAGUGGCCUGGAGAGACUUCACUGGUGCCAUCUCUUACCUUCUGAUGUAAAAGUGUUUAUUACUGUACACUUCGCGUGCCCUGCUCCCAAGAAAGGAGUUCUGUCUGAAGAGAAUUUGUGUAUUUGAUAACAUUCUUUAAAUGUGUUGCUAACCUUUCCUUUCCUUUUGAAGAGAAAUGAAAAGAGAAAGGCGGAUGCUGUAUAAGGCUGCUUGCUAGGACCCGGCUCUCUGCUUUCAUUGCAAAGCGUAGUCUCCGAAUUACAGUAGCAAACAGUUUGCAGAAUCUUUCCAUGUCCUUGCUUAUGUUCAAUCUUUUCGUUCUGGACGGCACAGAGCUGUGAGUACAGGGCACAUUGCAACAAGUUGGACACAUAAAAAUGCCGUAUCGCAUGUGACCUUGGAUUUACCGUUUUAACUCAUAAGGAUCGUUAAACCAAAUCCAGAAAUUAAUGCAGAUAGUAAGAAGAGGUGGUUUGAAUUACAUGCAUUUAUUUUCCUUAAAAUAGCAUUUUUCAUUUAAAAAAAAUAGCAUCAUUGAUGCCAGAUUAAACUCUAGGCACCUUUUCUUUCUUACUAAUCAAAUAUGUUUAACAAUGAAAAAAAAUCAAAGAAAAAUUACCAAAAACAUGAGGCCUGACUUUGGGAAGGUUGUGCCAGAUGGAGCUGUGAGCAGUGAAGGGUGGCUUUGGUCUCGGCCCUUAACUUUAACUUGGCAGCGUCCAUAAAACGGGGCGGUGCAUGGCGUCCACAUUGGCAGAAAGGUCAUCGUGUGAAGGUCACAGGUAACUCAGAGGAAGAUGGUACAAACCCUGUGGAAGAAACAGGGGCUCCUCUGUUUCCAGCUCACGUUACGUGAUGCUGCUGCUUCCUGCCUCCUGCUGGGAUGUUAUAAAAGCGGGUUUCUCGCCAUCAGUGUAGAAAAAUCAGAAUGACUUGAGAGAAAUUGGCGUUGCCAGAAAUUUACACCCAUGCUUUCCCACAGAUCCUGUCCACCACAAACUCUUCUUCUCCGUUCUCUCUCCCGGAUCUUAGAACUUAUUCCGGGAUUUCUCUGAUUUGGCGUCAGGUCAGGGUUUUGGGAAGCGUAGAAGCAGUUAGCAGUGGACAACUGAGGCCGAUUCAGACCUUGAUCCCUAACCAUUAGCUGUGUGCAUCGCACACCUGGGACUCGCCCACAAGUGCAGCGUGCCCACUGAACUUUCCAGAACAAAUGGGGCUGUUCUCUGGCACCACGCCUGACUUCCGUCCGUGGGUAUCUCUCCCCAAAUGCCAGCCAGUUGGUGGCUUGAAGUUGCAGUGACAUGAUGCCAGGCACAGCUUCCCCAAGUGCCCGUCCUCAUGGCCAGGGGCCCCCGUCACCCUCCCAGGCCAUUCUGUUGCUUCACUUACGAGAGGGGAAGUAACAUCCUGCAACUUGCUCGCUCCAGUCCCACACCCUACCUGGACGUGCUCGUGCCCACCUCUUACCUGGGUAGGGAGGAGCGAGCGGCCGGGCAGAGGACGCAGGUGAGGGGGGCCUCCCUGUCGCGAGCCCGCCCCUGCGGCUGCCUCUGGGCCCCUCCCUGGAGUCUCCUCCCCGGACCCAGGCCCCGCGGGGCAGCCCUCCUGGUUCCGAGUGCAGAUGCAGCCCCACCUGCCUGUCCCGGGGUGGGUUUGGCUGUUGGGUUGAGGGAGAAAUGGGACGGACGGGAGAGAGGAGAAGGUUCUUGGUGUGUCUGUCUGAAGAUGCAGUCGUGGAGGAGCAGACCUAGAAGGGACCCCCGAGGCCGGCCAGGCAGGGCUCAUCUAAACAGAAGCCAGGAAGAAGCUGCGUCUCGUUUUGUGUUUUCUUUAGAAUAUCUGUGCAAGGAGACACAGUAUGUGCUCCCUUUGUGCUGAAUUUUAGUGUAAGGAAGGCCUUUUCCUCAAGAAGUCGUGCCAGAUCUACAUCCAUGCGUUCUGCUGUCCUGAGAAAUGGGCCGGAGAACACAAAGAUGGGGAGACGAUGCGAGAGCGGGCGUCUCCCCCCGCCGGUGAGGGUUCCAGGGCGUCUCUGAGCAGGGUUGCACCGAGGCAUUGCAGUGUCAGCUGGCUCUGUUCAGUGCGAAACUGUCUUUCUGAGUUUAGGAAAGCCAUACUUAAACAGUUCUCUGUGGAUGGUGUUAGAAGAAAAUUGUGUAAUUCUUAGCUCAUGUGACAGCCACUAUCGACUCACGGCCAGGUUUGGGCAGAGCUGUGACUUCAGUAGCGCACUGAGCCUCCGCAGAGCGCAGCAGGGGCAGCGCCGGCUCCCUGGCCCCCGCCCACCGGCCACCCCUGCGUCCCGAGGAGGCUGGAGGCGCCACAAGAAAGGGUGUGUCCACGGCUUCCCCAAUGUCGGUUGUUAUUUAGGAUUUUCAUUCCAGUUUUUCAUUUCAAAGAUGGAUGUCCUUGAAGGGAAAUAUUGGGUUACUAAAAAAAGAAACCAACCAUCUGGCUUCAAAAUAAUUCAAUCCUUCCUGCUAAAGUCUAUCCAAGCUCUUCUCAACAUGUAUUAUUGACUCCUGAAAAAUGACACAGCCCCUGUGAUGGAUGGAAGGGCUUUGCCUGCAGACAGCGGGCUGGCAGCCAGCAGGAAACGUGAGCUGCCACAGGCCUCCCUUCUCCUCUUCACACGAGGGCUGAGCGCCGGUGCCAAGUGCUGGGCACUGAGCGCUGGGUGCCGGGUGCUGGGUGCUGAGCACUGAGUCCCAGCCUGACCAAAGAGACCUGUGAUCAUAGUGUCAGCACACAAUCAGCUCCAUCAGGCAGAUUUUGCAAAUUCAAACACAAAUUAAGCAUUUGGGGGAAAGUGAAUACAAUUUGAUUUAAAAAUGAAAUUGAAAUGAUAUAAAUAAAUCUUGACUGUAAUUUAAUGUAUAAAAUUAAAAAUACCCAGUGAACCCAGUAAUUAGUUUCUUUAACGUGUAAAUAAAAGAUAGUGUAGAAGUUCACAGAUUAUGCUUCCCUGCUCCUCAAGGCACUUUGGCAUUUACUAGUGAGAGGCGGCUUUUGAGAAGUUUGUGCAUUUCUAUAUAAAUGCAGAAGCCAAAUUUAAAAUAGUCUGUGAAUGUAGAAGCUUACCAAGAUUCCUGUGAGGUUAACUAUGUAUAGGAAAAUAUAGUUUCUGCUUUCAGUAGAGUUAUAUUUUUAUCUGGAUUUUGAAUGUUAGACAGACGUGGCCGUUAUUUCCCGUAGGGCAUUUGGCUCGGCGAUGUCCUCCUCACCCGUGGCUUGCGUUUGGGGACUGACAGGAAAGUGUGGCUGAGUUACUAAAUUAGUCAGUAACAGGCAGGUGGAUGCUUUUCUAAAAUGACCCAGGCUUAUCUUUUGAAUGAAAAAUUACUAUGCCUUACCGAAGUAUCUUGCACGUUCUUGAUAUGCAGACAGUCUUUCUCACUUACAAAGGGUUCAGCAAUGCCACUGAUAUAUAUUUUUUUAAUGCACAACAUAAUGGUCUUCAUACAAUUUGGAAUAUUACUUUUUAAUCUCUAUUUCUUGGUAACUGCAAAUUUUGCAUUACGUAAGAGGAAUUUUGUACUAAAUUUGAUAACUGAUUGAUUUAAUUGCUAGCUUGAGAGUUUAAAGACAUAAAGUUGUAUGUAGUAUGCUGUGGGAAGUCCUUCGUAUUUAAAAUAGCAUCUGCCUGUUAACUUCCUGCCUGCACCAGGAAACUUCCCCGAGAAAGCACCAAGCUCACCCGGGGAUGGGAGGCCUCCCUGACUGUCCUCACGGGCGCUUGUUUUGCCCACUGGGUUGCCAUGGUGACCCUCCACCAACGCAGCUGGGGGCACUUGUCUGGGGACGGCCCGGGGCUGCGCCGGCUGUGCAAGGCCAGCCCCCGGGGAGGAUGGCUGGCUGCCCCAGGGUCGCCCCAGUGGGCCCACCCCACACAGUGCUCCCGGCCCUGAGGGCCAUGCUCCCAGAACGCCGGCUCCUCGGGGAGCACAGUAGCACAGCCCCGGCCUGGUGGGUUCGCGUCGUGUGGGGUUCUGCAAGAGAAGCCACAUUGCGAAUUUGAUGUGGUUAGUAACUGCUGCAAAGGGAGAAGACUCGAGCCCUGUCAAGGCUUGGGUGGGGUUGGCGGUAUUUCUCUCUCCAUUUAGUCUUCUAUGUAACAGAACCUUGAGCUCAAAUAAUAGGCAUCAAUCCCUGAAAUGCACGAGACCAUUAACUCUUGAAAAAGCUUUGCUUCCACUUCAUACAGCUUGUGUCCGUCUCUGUGCUUCUUAACUGCCUCGUUCAGGACCUGCAUCCCACGUGUGUGUUGUUGGAAAUGAGUCCAGCACCCGUUCAAAUUAAUCUUUUUUUAUUGCUAUGAAAAUAAUCAGUUCAUUUCAUCUUAGUUUGAGUCCUUUCUUUUUUCCUUUUUUACUGCUGUCAUUUCUUGUGCUUGUUUUUUU